Molecule: messenger RNA, 6400 nt
Organism: Scylla paramamosain (green mud crab)
Lineage: Eukaryota; Metazoa; Arthropoda; Malacostraca; Decapoda; Portunidae
Product: tuberin-like
Exons: 34
Coding region: 140-5878 (1912 amino acids)
Biological process (GO): regulation of small GTPase mediated signal transduction; negative regulation of insulin receptor signaling pathway; positive regulation of GTPase activity
Cellular component (GO): nucleus; cytoplasm; TSC1-TSC2 complex
Molecular function (GO): GTPase activator activity
Source: RefSeq, a predicted model, not a curated record
AAGUAAACACACACACACACACACACACAUACACCAAGUGGCAGUUUAAGUAUUAAACACCGAUUAUACAGCUUUGUGACUCGUCUUUGAUCGGCGCCACACACACACAAACACACACACACACACACAGCAGCUAAGUAUGUGGGAGUGUAGUGUUACACCACACCACCAUACCACACCACACACCACCACCAGACACCACCACCACACCUCACCGCCACACCACGGUAUCCUUGGCGCCCUGACCUGCCCAGCCCUGCCGAGCCCCGCCAAGCCCCUCCGGCCCCCACCCCGCCCCGCCACGGCUAAGUACAGAGAUGUUGCAACGAUGAGCAAGGAUAGCAAAGGAGACAAGAGUUUCCCAGAGAGGCUAAAGCGAUGGUUCAAGAUAGAGCGUGGCAAUGCUCCGGGUGCACGAGACAUUCGACUCACUGAGGAGAUAAAGCUGGAGUUGAGCUCUGACUCUCCGGCUGCAGUCCGCCUCAAGGCCAUAAGGGAGCUGACUGAAGUGCUUGCUGCAAGGAGACUUGAAGAGUAUGGCAUUGAGAAGCUGUGGACCCUUGUGUCUGACCUGCUGUCCAUACCAUGCCCUGCCGAACACCGCCACACCACCCUGCACAUGCUCACCACCCUUGCUGCUGGCCAUGACCGCCUUGGACCCAUGCGACAUGUCUUCUAUAACUACAUUGCAGAGAAUUACCUGCGUGAGGACACCAAGCCCAUCUUUGACUUCUUCCGUGAGGUGAUAGCAGAGGGCAAGCAGCUGGAGUACAUUGAUGAAUACGUCGGACCGUUCCUUCUUGACUGGCUGCCAGGACUCCUUGCCUCGCCACAGGCUGCUGAUGCCCUCAACCUUAUCAUUGUCCUUGUCAAGUUCAACUCUGCAUACUUAGAUGAGCCGGUGGUCACUGGCUUUGUGAAGCAAGUGGUGAUACAGCUGCAUCGGGCAAGCUGCGAAGCAGAGGCUUUGUUGUGUCUUCGUGUGCUGGAUGCUGUGCUGGCCUACAGCUAUCUGCCCUCCUCGGCCCUCCCCACCUUCAUCACAGCACUCACCAGGGCUGUCAAUGUACCACAGCUCACAGCAGAGGCAUGGAGGAUCAUGCGUAACCUCCUAGGGACUCAUCUUGGGAACAGUGGCUUGUUUGUGUUGUGCCGCCUGAUCCAGAGCAACUGCGAUGCUCAUAUGAUCCGGGGUGGCAUCUUCUUUGUGACGUCUGCUUUGUGGGGGGGCAACAAGGUUUCCUCCCUUCACUACAAGCCAGCUGCUGUGCUGCCCAACUUGAGAGAAGCUGCCAAGAACAACCAUGUGUUGGUUGUGUAUGAGAUUGCCCUCAGCAUGCAAAAGCUGGCUUCCAGGAUGUACUUGGAGUUGCAUUUUUCUUCAUGGGACCUGAUCUUGGACAUACUAAACAGCCUCUUCGAACAUACAGUGGUGAUGGAAGAUGGCACGGAGAAGCAGACAAUACAGGGUCUAUUGAGGGAGAUUCUGGAUGCCAUUGAGCAGCUUCAUGACCUGCACCAGUUUGGCGGGUCAGCCGAGAAGUUCUUUUCCCUCAUAGACAAGUACUCACAUCUGCGGCCGGAGUCCUCAGUGAUGAGGCUUCUGGACCACCUGGCACUGCGAGUUGACCCACUGAGGCCACACUGGCUGGCUAAUCUGGGCACGCUGCUCAAUCAGUACUUCCGGCGGGAUUCUCGGCCCAAUGUCAGAACUAAAGCGCUGGCCAUCCUGUCUGAAGUGUACAACAGAAACAGAUCUACAUAUGGCAUGGAGAUGGUGAGGAAUGUGAUCACCAUACAGAUGGAGGGCAUAGAGAAGGAGGAAGAUGUCGGGGUGAGGACAGCAGCAGUCAACCUUUUGGUGCACAUUGCCCUCACCCAAAAGUCUGAGGUGGUGCUGGAUGUCCUCAACCUGCUGGAGAAUAUUGUGAUGGCACCAUACCAAGGGCGAAGUGGGACAGUGCAGGUGGUGCGGGAGAGUGAGGCUGCAGACAUCAUUGCUGCAGUGGCUGGCCUCAUUCGCAUCUUUAAGAAGAAGCUGUGGACCCUGCCUUCAUCCCACGCUAUCCAGGCCUAUGGCAUCCUGAUAUCCUGUCUGGAGUAUCACUACCGGAGUCAGGCUAUUUUGGAUGGUGUGCCUCGGGUCAGACAACAGAUUUUUGAGAUGUUGUUUGAUAUGCGGGCCAACAGCAAGUACCAACUAGGCUUUUCAAAAAUGCCUGAGCGGCCUGGGGAGGAUGAGAAGGAUUCCAUCGCUUCUUUAGUGCCACCUUUCUCACCUUACAUUGUGGUAGAUCACAAGCAUGGCCAGCGCCUCCACUCGACCCGGCAGAGAGACCCGGGAGAGGAGGGGGAGGAGGAGGAGGAGGAGGAGGAAAUAAUGUUUGGCAAAGCAGACUUACAGGUCUUACCAAUGUGUCCUUCAGCUGUCAGGACUGGAUACCGGAGAGAGGAUAAGGAGUAUGUACAGGCAACUGAAGAGGAGACUUCAGCAGAGCACAAAGUGGAGAUAACACAUCUUUCCCUCACUCAGUCUGCCAUGAUUGUUAUUGUUGCCAUGAAGAAGGAGAAAGACUGGGAGGUGUUGCGCAUGAUCCUGGAGCGAGUGCCUCAGGUGCUGCAGAACAAGGCUCUCAUUCUCUCCAGAGAUGCAAAUGACAUUGACUACUUUGCUGCAACUUUGUGUGCCCUGGUUACAGAAAAGUCACUUGGGCUUCCUGAGUCUCUGCACAACACACCCACCAAGUUUACACGCUCAGACUUCCAGAGUUAUGUCUUUCCGGUGCUAGCAUCUCUGGCUUCAUACCAUAUGCACAUGGACCCAAUUUUCCAGCAGAAGGUGAUCAAAUGCCUCGAGAUGGGUGUGGUGAGUCGGUGUGCUGGGCCUCUGUGUGUGAGCGCCCUCACUCUCUGUGUGCUGGAGAUGAGGGACUCCAUGAUCAGGCUGCUGCGUGAUGUUAUGCUGAGCCUCUCCAAGAUCACUGCCACCGUCCAAAAUGCACAGCCCAUCUUGGAGUUCAUCUCAACUUUCCUCCAUCUGCCUAAAGUUUAUGCAAGUUUUGUGUCUGAGCAAUACAUGUCCAUCUUUGCUAUUGCUAUCCCCUACACUAAUCCCUUCAAGUUCAACCACUACAUUGUAUCGCUGGCCUACCACGUGAUUGCCAUGUGGUUCCUUAAGUGUCGCCUCCCUUUCAGGCGUGCAUUCGUCCAGUUCAUUACAAAGAACCUGAGCAUAAUUCUGUCCAACGAGGAUGCCAACACCCGCCGGCGGAGUGCCAGUGCCAGCACCGGUGAGCAGGCUUUGCUCAAUGCAAGAACGAGAAUGACUCGCUCUCAGUCAUUCUCCCACAAGCGCCUAGAAGAGCUAAAGAAUGAGCCUCAGCCAUCCCUGUGUGCUGCUCAGGGGAAGGGAGAUGAGAUGAUUCAGUUUCAUAAUGAUCUGCUGGAGACCAUUGUUGACCUGAUGGCCCGCUACACCUAUGCCUCUUGUGCACCGCUGCCUAAAAGGAGCUCCGUGGCCAAGAUGUUGAUUGAAGGUGGACAGGAACAGACAUGGAUUCUGGGCAACAAGAUCAUCACAGUGACAACCUCAGGCUGUGGCCAGCGACCCAUGAGGAAUGGCUUGUGUGACAAGUGCAUACAGCUUUGCCGGAAAGAAAACAAUGCAGCACCCCCCGAGUCCAGCACCCCAAACCCCAACACAGCCAGCCGCCGCCGCCACCGCUCAGAGCUGCACCGCACCAUCUCCCAUGAGGCAAAGUACAAGCCACAAAGCAAAGAUGACUUGCACAUGAGGAGUAUUAUCCGAGAUCUUGGGGACGGCAUUGCUCCACUCGAUCAAGACCCUGCACCUUCAUGGUCCAGUGGAGGGUUUGGUGAAGCUACACCCAGAGAGCCUCCCAGUGAACCCCGGGUGGCCUCAGGUGCUGUUACUGGUGCCGCCUCUGCUACUGCCUCAGCCUGUGCUGCUGCUAUUGCUGCUGCUGCUGCUGCUGAAGAGGAGCGGCGGCCACGGCUGUGUGCUUGUUGGUGUAUGGGAUGGGCAGAAAUACAUGUCAGGCAACCUACUGGCAACAUGUCUUGGAUGAUGAGGAUCCAAAAUGAGCAACAGUUGCUGCCACUUGGGAUGGAUGAGCUGCCUCUCUUUGACCUCAGUUCCUUGUUCUCCCCAACAUCCUCCAGCCCCAGUCAAGGCAGCUCUGGCUCUGCUUAUUCUCGGCGGAAAAUCAGUGGCUUUCCUAUGGAGGACCAGAAAAAUGAGGAGCUUCUAAGUCAGAAUUUUGAAGAGCUCAGACCACGUGCCUUCUCUGGAGGUUCAGACAAGACGCAGGAUUCUGAUCCAGGUUCACAGAAGGACUUGAGUGGUUACAGCAGUGGGGCUCUUUCCCAUAACUCCUCAGAUCCCAAAAUCAACACUAUUGAUGCUGGGGAUGACACACGGGAGAGUUCUCCAAUUAUCAACGCUGCAACUACCACUUCAGGUGAGAACUUGGAGGAUCCUCGAGUUCCAGUCCAACGGUGUCACUCUAGUCCAGAGAUGAGUGAGGGUGUGGUGGUGGGUGGUGAGGAGUCCUCUCUAUCCUGUGAGGACAGACCUCCAGCCUCCCCCAGCCCUGCCUCUCCUAUGCCAGAAAUGUCUCCUUCCCCACCAGCACUGAACCGAGCCAAGCUGUCCCCAAGGUUUGAGAAUGUGGUAGAUGGCAACACUGGGUCAACCUCACCUCCACCAGUUGCCUCCUCCAGAGUGCGCCACACUUCAGCACUUCAAAUGCCAAGUGGCGGCAGCAACAGCAGCAUCUCGUCUGGUGGUGGCCAAGCCUGUUCUACUGCAGAGGGCGAGGACAGCGGUUCGCCUCGCCCUCUGCGCCGGGAUAGGGUGCACACCAUCUCUGACAUGAAUCCAGCCUCCAGGAAGCUGCACCUCAAGUCUGCUGCUGCUGCCAAGAAGAACUCCAUGAAGGAUGUCAAGCCUGGUAUCUCUCCCAGCUUUGUGUUCCUGCAGCUGUACUACCUAGGCAGGCUUGGUGGAAACAACAUCGAGAAGCCAGUGCUGCUGCCCACCCACCUACCGGAGAUGCAGCGAGCCAUGCGGGUACUGGAUCUUAUCCGCCCACAGGAGACGCACAAAAUUGGAGUGCUGUAUGUGGGACGGGGACAACAGACAGAGCAGGAGAUACUCAGAAAUUCCUUUGGAUCUUUGAGAUACAUGCUUUUCCUGCAGGGUCUGGGAUCUGUGCUGGAGCUGAGUACAGUAUCUGAGGAUGAGGUGUUCUUGGGUGGCCUUGAUGCCAAGGGCAGUGAUGGGAAACAUGUUUGCAUCUGGCACGAUGAUGUCAUGCAGGUUGUGUUUCAUGUAGCCACCAUGAUGCCCACUAAGGAGUCGGAUCCAAACUGUAAUGGCAAGAAGAGACACAUUGGCAACAACUAUGUCACCAUAGUGUAUAAUGAGAGUGGUCAACCCUACAGCAUCAACACUAUAAAGGGCCAGUUUAACCACACAACAGUGGAGGUGGUGCCUGGUGAUCACUCUACCAACAGUGUAGGGGUGCUAUGUCGGCCUGAGCUGGCAGAUUUUGUUGGUGGUGGUGGCAGCCCACGACUUGUCUCUGAUGCCAAUCUACCCAUCCUGGUGCGGCAGAUUGCCCUUCACGCUGAUCUGGCUUCCACAAUCUGGGAGUCACUAAAUCGGCCACCUCACAGUCCUUAUGCCAGUAAUUGGCUGGAGCGGCUGAGGAAGAUCAGGAAAAUCAAGCAGAUGGUGACAGACACUGAAGGAACACCACCUAACCUGAUGGACUUCACAGACAUGGUAGAUGCAGACAAGUGGGAGAAGUCUCGGGCUGGAGGCUCUGGCUACUGGCAGCAGUUCCUGGCGUGAACACUGUGGGAUGCACUGUGUGGGGGAAGUUGCCUCGAGUCUGUAGGUUUUCUUGAAUUUAUUGGUAGUGAAGGGUCCUUACCCAAUUUUUAUUUUCAAUUAAUGUUGUUCAAGAUUGAGUAUUUCCUCAACUUGAAUACAAUUAUAUAGGUUUUGAAUAAUCUAUUUAAUUUGUAUUUUAUCAUUGCUCAAUGAUAUGUUAAUGUAUAUUUUUUGCUGAAGUGAUUUUAUUUUUCUGUACCUCAUAUUUUGAUGUGGAACUUCAAGUGAUAAUUAGGAACCUCCAGUUUGUUUUUACCCUUGAUAUUUUCCAAAUGGUUGUAGUGGACAGCAGAUCACUUGUUGGACCUUAUCUACAAAAUACCAGUGCACACAGUUUCCAGGCAUUUUGUCCCAUACUUUCGGAAUUCCUAAGCUUGUGCGUGUGCGCGCGUGCGCGUGUGUGUGUGUGUACAUGUUCUGAGUGAGUGUACAUGUGUAUGCAUGUGAAAUUCUGUUCUUAAUACAUGAAAACUUCAUAUA